CAAUAAAAUGAAACAAGAAUAUAUUUUUAGUUAUUUUAUAUUAACAAUAUUCAUCCCCCAUUGUCGUGUCGAUGCUAAGAGAUGUAAAAGUUUUGAAUAUCGGUUCAUUAAUCAUAAAGUAUUUUGUGAAGCGGAUUAUGGUGUGACAACUUCAUGUUUGGGACAGCCGUUUCCUGUAAAAAGGGCGCAUGUUAUGUGUGAAAAUAAAUAUCAUAAUGAUCAAAACAUUUCUAUGUUAACCAUUGAGUGCUUAACUAAUGGUACGUGGAGUGAAGAAAUUUUUAAAUGUCGAGCAGAAUGUGACGACACUAACAUUGAAUUUAAUGUGAUUAGCAAUCCCAAAGUCGAAUACCCUCCAUGGUAUGUCGAAAUAGUUAAAUUAACUUCAAAUGGAGUAGUAGAGGAAAUAUACCCUGGAAUAAUUUUAUCAGAACGAAGAAUUUUAGCACAAAAAAAGUAUUUUAAAGACUUGGAGCGGAAGUAUAUUAAAGAAAAUUUUCAGAUACGAAUACCAAGAUUGAAAUAUAAUAAACCUAAAGAGUAUGCUAUAAAUUUUGCGGAGGAUAAAUUCAACGAAUUAAUUUAUGUGUCUGUUGGGAAUGAAAAGGACAUAGUUGAAAAAACCACUGUUAUUUAUAUACAUUUCAAAGAUUAUAUAAGAUAUGAUGAUGUUGUAUUGCCUGCUUGUGACGAAACUUACUCAGAUAAAGACAAGGAAACAUUAAAACUUUUACAUUUUGAAAAGCGUCUCAAAGAUAUCUGGUGGUAUGAAUAUGUAUUACCUAAAUACAAUUAUUAUGAAAAUAACUGUUUAGUGCCACAUAUUAACAGAACUGGAACAGAACUUGCAUGUUUUCAAAAUAACGGUAAUCCAACUGAAUGUUUAAGUAGGGCAAAUAUUGUGUUACUUAGAUGUCACAUAGGUUACGAGCAAAAAAUUUUUCCCGAAGACGAUUACAUAGACAAAUGUCGAUUUGCAAACGAUUGGGCUAAUGAUCUUGAAGAAGGUAAUGACUGUAAUUUGAUUUGUGGAGAGAUCAGUGAAAGCUUUCACCGAAAACAAGUGCCUUUAAUAUAUAGAGGUGAUGAAACUCACAAUGGAUUUGCUCCGUGGCACGUCGCUGUUUAUUAUAAAGAAGAAAAGACAAUUAACCAAAUAUGUGGUGGGAGUAUUAUUCAUUCCAAUAUAAUUCUGUCAGCUGCCCAUUGCUUUUAUAAUGAGGUUUUUGAAAAAGUAGGCGACCCACUAAGCUAUCUUAUAGGAGCUGGAAAGUUUUAUCGGCAAUAUGAAAGACGUGAAGAGUCAGAGUUUUAUUCAAAUGUAAAAAGCAUACACAUUCCUGAAACUUACGAACCAUAUCCAUUACGGGAUGAUAUAGCAGUUUUAAUACUUGAUCACCAUAUGAAAUAUACGCCGAAUAUCAAACCAGUGUGUACUGACUUUAGCUCGAAAACAAUUCCUGGGAAUUUAGAUGGUCAAAUCGUUGGAUGGGGGGCAAAAUCUGCAGAAAAUAACAUGAGUAAUAAAUUAUUAGCUGCAAAUUUAAGAACUUUGACGAGUAGUGAAUGUAAAAUUGUGGUUGGUCCCAAAUAUAAAUCUGAAGUAACAAAUGAUAAAUUUUGUGCUAUAAAUGAACAUAGUUCGACCGCAUGUGCAGGAGAUAGUGGAGGUGGAUACGUUGUAAAGAAAUUCAUUAACAAUAAAGAGCGAUAUUAUUUACUUGGUGUCAUCAGUAGCGGUAUUAACAGUGAAAAAUAUUGUACCGCCGGUUUUACAACGGUGCUUACUAAUAUUUCACUUUACAAGGAUUUUAUUCAAAAUAUCACCAACGUCGGUAGAAAUUCAAUAUUUUUUGAGAAGCAUAUACGUGAGAUUUUUUUGAAUAAUACGUUGGUUGUUAAGAUACUAAAUAAUAGAAAUUAACUGAGAUAUUUAGAUAUUUAACUUUAAAUUUAAUCUUAUUUGAAUAUUUUGCAAAUCAAAUGAAAAAAAUCA
Molecule: messenger RNA, 1996 nt
Organism: Condylostylus longicornis
Lineage: Eukaryota; Metazoa; Arthropoda; Insecta; Diptera; Dolichopodidae
Product: mannan-binding lectin serine protease 1-like
Exons: 3
Coding region: 8-1924 (638 amino acids)
Biological process (GO): proteolysis
Molecular function (GO): serine-type endopeptidase activity
Source: RefSeq, a predicted model, not a curated record